UUAGCUGUUCGUUUGAAGUGCUGCAUCUAACCUAAAAAUCUGUUUUUCUUUCAUGUUAUUGAAAAGGCUUAUAUCACGUGCUGUAAAUCAAAUUAAUACUAAUAAUAAACAGUGCUUAUUUAUUUUAAGAAGUAAAUCUUUCAAAAGUAGUAAAUUAAGAAUGGAAGAUGAACCGUGUUCUAAAAAGCCAUUUAGCAAACCUGUUGAGACAAUUGGGACUCAUAAUGGUGUUUUUCACUGUGAUGAAGUUUUAGGAUGUUACAUGUUAAAACUGAUAUUUCCAACAGCUAAAAUUAUUCGAUCUAGAGACGAUGAGGUAUUGAAAAACUGUGAUAUAGUUAUUGAUGUUGGAGGUGUAUACGACCCAUCAAUACAUCGUUAUGAUCACCAUCAGCGAGACUUCAACCAUAGUAUGAGUACAGUAAUGAAAGGUAAACCGUGGACAACCUUGUUAAGUAGUGCUGGUUUAGUCUACUGUCACUUUGGUAUGGAUAUCAUUCGAACUCUUCUAGGAGAAACGGAAAAAGAUCUUGAGCAAGUUUUUAACAAGGUAUAUGAAGGGCUUAUCCAAGAAGUUGAUGGAGUAGACAAUGGAAUACCGAUGUUUGAUGGCGAACCUCGAUAUCAUAUAACUACAGGUCUGAGUUCAAGAGUUAAGAAUCUGAAUAGUAAUUGGAAUCAGAAAGACUUUGACGAGGAAUUAGCAUUUACUCAGGCAAUGGAAUUAGCGGGUAGUGAGUUCAAGGAUAGAGUGUUAUAUUUUGGUACUGUGUGGUGGCCAGUUCGUGAACUUGUUCUUUCGGCCAUAGAAAAAAGAUAUAGUAUCGAUCAAGGUGGUGAGAUUAUGGAGCUCUCUCAAUCUGUACCCUGGAAGGAACACUACUUUAGCCUUGAAAAGGAACUAAAGAUUGAACCAACUCUAAAAUAUGUAAUAUUUCCCAGUGAUGAUGUGUGGAGGGUUCAAGCUGUUUCGCUAACGGAGAAAAGCUUUGUUUUAAGAACCCCUCUUCAUGAGAAGUGGCGUGGUCUGCGUGACCAGAAAUUGAGUGAAGUCUCAGGCAUAGAUGGCUGUAUCUUUGCCCAUGGUAAUGGAUUUAUUGGCGGAAAUAAAACAAGAGAAGGCGCUAUCGAGAUGGCUCGUAAAAGUAUUGAAUACUGUAAAAAGGAACAAUUAUGACAACAUAGGUGUGAUUUCGUGAGUGAAUAUACAACUGCAAAAGGUGAUUUCAAGUGAUAAGGAUACAAUAAUUCAUGGAAUGUUCUGGUAUGCAUUUACUAUCUCUCUCUUGAAGCUGCUUUUAGAAAAAAAAUAAAUGUGAGAAUUUCUAAUCUAAUA
This is a messenger RNA of Nilaparvata lugens (brown planthopper), 1336 nucleotides long. Its product is annotated as MYG1 exonuclease. The record is from RefSeq and is a predicted model, not a curated record. NCBI's taxonomy places the organism in Eukaryota, Metazoa, Arthropoda, Insecta, Hemiptera, Delphacidae. Gene Ontology annotation, cellular component: cytoplasm; nucleus.